AUGACAAGUCCAGAAAAACUUCGACACUUUGGUUUUUCUAAAGAAAAAAAAACUGCUCAUGGCUUAUUGCAUUUCUGGAAGUUCUUUGGUGGUAAUCUGUUGAGUGGUGGUGCAGCAGGUGCAACAUCGCUAUGCUUUGUUUAUCCGCUGGAUUUUGCGCGGACGCGGCUUGCCGUUGACGUUGGAAAAGGUGCAACCCGGGAAUUCCAUGGAUUGGUGGAUUGUUUGGUGAAAGUGCUGAAAAGCGAUGGACCAAUCGGAUGGUAUCGGGGUUUCAUGGUCUCCGUUCAAGGGAUCAUCGUGUAUCGUGCAGCAUAUUUCGGUCUCUUCGAUACAAUCAAAAUGAUGGUUGCAUCGGAGGAAAAGAAGCUCAACUUCUUCUUUGCCUGGAUGCUUGCUCAGUCCGGACGCAAAGAGAUGCUUUACAAGAACACCUGGGAUUGUGCGAAGAAGAUUGUCGCCAAUGAAGGACUGGCGGCAAUGUAUAAAGGUGCUCUAUCGAAUGUUUUCCGUGGUACAGGUGGUGCUUUGGUGCUAGCGAUUUACGAUGAAAUCCAGAAAUUCCUCUAA
Molecule: messenger RNA, 570 nt
Organism: Gongylonema pulchrum
Lineage: Eukaryota; Metazoa; Nematoda; Chromadorea; Rhabditida; Gongylonematidae
Source: the annotation of a GenBank genome assembly